Cervus elaphus (red deer) is the source of this 4161-nucleotide messenger RNA. Its product is annotated as complement C4-A-like. The record is from RefSeq and is a predicted model, not a curated record. Gene Ontology annotation, molecular function: endopeptidase inhibitor activity. Lineage: Eukaryota; Metazoa; Chordata; Mammalia; Artiodactyla; Cervidae. Gene Ontology annotation, biological process: complement activation.
GGCAGGCAGGCGGGUCUGAACCCCUCGGGUCCUCCAGCCAUGAGGCUCCUCUGGGGUCUGAUCUGGGCGUCUGGCUUCUUCGCCUUGUCUCUGCAGAAGCCCAGGUUGCUCCUGUUUUCUCCUUCUGUGGUUCGCGUAGGGGUCCCCCUGUCUGUGGCCGUGAAACUCCAGGAUGCUCCUUCAGGACAGGUGGUGAGAGGAUCCGUGUUCCUGAGGAACCCAUCCCACGUUAAUGAGCUCUGCUCCCCGAAGGUGGAUUUCAGCCUCAGCUCAGACAGAGACUUCAUACUCCUCAACCUCCCGAUUCCGCAGGAACGGGCCAGGAUCUGUCGCCUCCAUCUCCUCCGUGGAGCCCCCGAGGUCCAGCUGAUGGUGCAGUCAUCAUGGCUAAGGGACUCUCUGUCCAAACAGACAGACAUGCAGGGUGUCAACCUGCUGUUCUCCUCUCGCCGGGGGCACCUCUUUCUGCAGACUGACCAGCCCGUUUAUAACCCUGGCCAGCGGGUUCGCUACCGAGUCUUUGCUCUGGAUCAGAAGAUGCGCCCGGCCACUGACAUCCUCACGGUCACGGUGGAGAACUCUCAAGGCUUCCGCGUGCAGAAAAGGGAAGUGGUUGCUCCCUCCUCCAUCUUCCAGGACAACUUUUUGAUCCCAGACAUCUCAGCGCCAGCGACGUGAAAAAUUUCAGCCCAAUUCUCACACAGCCUGGAUUCCAAUAGCAGCACCCAGUUUGAGGUGAAGAAAUACAUUCUUCCCAACUUUGAGGUGAAGAUCAUCCCUGAAAACCCCUACAUCCUGACGACGCCUGGCUUUCUUAGUGACAUCCAAGUGAUCAUCCAGGCCAGGUACAUCUACGGGAAGCCAGUGCAGGGGGUGGCAUAUGUGCGCUUUGGGCUCCUGGGUGAGGACGGUGAAAAGACUUUCCUGCGGGGCCUGGAGAGUCAGACCAAGCUGGUGGAUGGCCAGUGCCAAAUUUCCCUCCAAAAGGCUGAGUUUCAGGGUGUGCUGGAGAAGCUUCAUAUUAGCAUUAAUGACCUCCCAGGGCUGCGCCUCUAUGUUGCGGCAGCCGUUAUUGAGUCUCCAGGAGGAAAGAUGGAGGAGACAGAGCUCACAUCCUCCCAUUUCGUGUCACCUCCUUUCUCCUUGGAUCUAAGCAAAACCAAGCAGCAGCUUAUACCCGGGGUCCCCUUCCUGCUGCAGGCCCGGGUCCGUGACAUGUCAGGCUCCCCAGCCUCUGGCAUCCCCGUCAAAGUGUCUGCCAAGUUGUUUUCUGGAUCUACUUCUAAAAACGAGGACUUUGAACGGAACACAGAUGGGAGUGGCCAAGUCAUUGUUUCCAUUGGUGUUCCUCCAACCAUCUCAGAAGUGCAGCUCUCGGUGUCUGCAGGCUCCCCACACCCUGCCAUAGGCGGUCUCAGCGUGAAAGCCCCCCUGUCCAGAAGCUCUGGGUUUCUGUCCAUUGAGUGGCAGAAUCCUCGACCUCUUAAAGUUGGAGAGACUCUUAACCUAAACCUGCAGGCCGUGGGCAUCAGUGGGAGCUUCUCACUUUACUACAUGAUCCUGUCCCGGGGCCAGAUCGUGUCUGUCCAUCGAGAGCCCAAGAGACACCUGACCUCCAUCUCCGUGUUUGUGGACCAUCACCUGGUGCCCUCCUUCCACCUCGUGGCCUUCUACUAUCAUGGGGGUGUCCCGGUGGCCAACUCCCUGCGAGUGGACGUCCAGGCUGGAACCUGUGAGGGGAAGCUGGAGCUGAACGUAGACAGUUCCAAGGCGUAUCGUCCUGGGGACACUGUAAAACUCAACCUGCAAACAGAGUCUCGAGCCCUGGUGGCCCUGGGAGCUGUGGACACGGCACUGUAUGCUGUGGGUGGCAAGUCCCACAAACCCCUCGACAUGGUCAAGGUCUUCGAAGCUAUGAACAGCUAUGACCUUGGCUGUGGUCCUGGUGGUGGAGACAGUGCCCCUCAAGUGUUCAAGGCAGCCGGUCUGGCCUUUUCUGAUGGAGACCAUCGGACUGAAAUCAGAAAGAGUCUGUUCCGUGAAUUCCACAUGCACCUCCGCCUGCCGCUCUCUGUCCGCCGCUUUGAGCAGCUCGAGCUGCGACCAGUCCUCUACAACUACCUGGAUAGAGAUCUGACCGUGAGCGUCCACGUGUCCCCAGUGGAGGGGCUGUGCCUGGCCGGGGGCGGAGGGCUCACCCAGCAGGUGCAGGUGCCCGCGGGCUCUGCCUGGCCCGUUGGCUUCUCUGUGGUGCCCAUCGCAGCUGCUGCCGUGUCCCUGAAGGUGGUGGCUCGAGGAUCCUUAGAUUUCCCAGUGGGGGACGCAAUAUCUAAGAUUCUACAGGUCGAGAGAGAAGGGGCCAUUCACAGGGAGGAGCUGGUCUAUGAACUCAACCCCCUGGACCCCUGAAGCCGAACUUUGGAAAUCCCUGGCAACUCUGAUCCCAAUAUUAUCCCUGAAGGAGAUUUCAAGAGUGUCGUCAGAGUCACAGCCUCGGAUCCACUGGAAGCUUUGGGCUCUGAGGGGGCCUUGUCACCAGGAGGCCUGGCCUCUCUCCUGAGGCUUCCCCAAGGCUGCGGGGAACAAACCAUGACGCUGUUGGCUCCAACACUGGCUGCUUCCCGCUACCUGGACAAGACCGAGCAGUGGAGCAUGCUGCCUCCUGAGACCAAGGACCGCGCUGUGGAUCUCAUCCAGAAAGGCUACACGCGGAUCCAGGAGUUUCGAAAAGGAGAUGGUUCCUAUGGGGCUUGGUUACAUCGGGAUAGUAGCACCUGGCUCACGGCCUUUGUGCUGAAGAUACAGAGCUUGGCCCAUCAGGUGGGCGGCUCUCCUGAAAAGCUGCAGGAAACAGCCAUGUGGCUGCUGUCGCAGCAACGGGAUGAUGGCUCAUUCCACGACGCCUGUCCUGUUAUCCACAGGGAAAUGCAGGGAGGCUUAGUGGGAAGCGAUGAGACUGUGGCGCUCACAGCCUUCGUCGUCAUCGCCCUUCACCAUGGGCUGGCGGUCUUCCCAGACAAGAAUUCAGAGCAUUUGAGGAGAGUGGAAAAUUCCACCUCAAGAGCAAACACCUUCUUGGGGGUGAAAGUAACUUCUGGGCUCCUGGGCUCCCAUGCCUCCGCCAUCACGGCCUACGCCCUGUCACUGACCGAGGCCCCCGAGGCCCUGCGGAGUGUUGCCCACAACAACCUCAUGGCCAUGGCCCAGGACAUUGGUGAUAUGCUGUACUGGGGCUCAGUCACUACUUCUCCAAGCAACGUCCUGUCACCCACUCUGGCUCCUCGCAGCCCAGCAGACCCCAUUCCCCAGGUUCCAGCCAUGUCGAUUGAAACCACGGCCUACGGCCUGUUACACCUGCUGCUAUGGGAGGGCAAGUCUGAAUUGGCUGACCAGGCUGCAUCCUGGCUGAGCCGCCAGGGCAGCUUCCAAGGGGGAUUCCGCAGCACCCAGGACACUGUUAUGGCUCUGGAUGCCCUGUCUGCAUACUGGAUCGUGUCCCACACCACCGAGGAGAAGGGGCUCAACGUGACCCUCAGCUCCUUGGGCCGCAGUGGGCUCAAGUCCCACGUGUUGCAGCUGACCAACCACCAAGUUCACAGGCUGGAGGAGAUGCUGCAGUUUUCCCUGGGAAGCAAGAUUAACGUGGAGGUGGGAAGAAACAGCAAAGGAACGUUGAAGGUUCUUCGCAGCUACAAUGUCAUGGAAUGCCAGGAUCUUCAGAUUAAAGUGAUGGUCGUGGGCCACGUCGAGUACACAAGUGAGUUGAGGUCACAUGUGAGCCACUUUGAGACCGAGGGCCCCCACGUCCUGCUGUACUUCGACUCGGUGAGCAAGGAGGGUGACAGAGGGGCGCCGAGCUGGCGCUGCGUUUCCUGAGCUCAUGUCAGGGGGUCUCCCAGGAGGCAGGUGUAUCAGCAGCUACGGCUCUGGGAGAGAACUUGUGGUGUGAGCAGGGAGACAGGACAGGAGGGGUCAGAGCCUUGGCCAGGGAGGUUCCCCGCUGCCUGCAGGGAGGUGGGGCUGAGCCCCUUCUGUGUCUUGGGGUCCAGGGCCAGUCAGCCAGGGAGGGCUUGAGAGAGAGCCUUUCAUAAAGCUGAAUGUAUUCAAGUUGAGGGACUGCUUCUUUUUCAUUGACCUUCUCUUUUUUUGUUAUUUUUUAUA